Molecule: messenger RNA, 2605 nt
Organism: Labrus mixtus (cuckoo wrasse)
Lineage: Eukaryota; Metazoa; Chordata; Actinopteri; Labriformes; Labridae
Product: CD209 antigen-like
Exons: 7
Coding region: 27-2180 (717 amino acids)
Source: RefSeq, a predicted model, not a curated record
GUCUUUUGGACACCAAGUAUGAAAAAAUGAUUUAUAACCUGACAAAAGACAGGGACGCUCUAGGAGAUGAGCGAGAAGCUCUGAAAGAUGAACAAGAUCAAUUGAAGACUAACUCCAGGAACCUGACUGAAGAAAGAGAUGCUCUGAGAGGUGAGCGAGACCUAUUCAAGGUUCUAUCCAGCAACCUAAGAAAAGACAGAGACACUUUGAGAGAUGAACAAAACCUUCUUAAGGUCCUUUCCCGUAACCUUACUGAAGACAUAGAUGCUCUGAGAGAUGAGCGAGAUGCUCUGACAGGUGAACGUGGUACUCUGAAAGAUGAGCGAGACCAGCUAGAGAUUGUAUCCCAAAGCCUGACUAAAGAGAGAAAUACUCUGAGAGAUGAGCGGAACUCUUUAAGAAAUGAGCGAGACCAACUGAAGAUUCAAUACAGUAACCUGAUGAAAAAGAUGGAGGCUCUUCAGAGCCAAUACAACACUCUGGCUGCAGGGCACAAUAAUCUUCAAGCGGAGAUCAACAGGCUCAAAGCAAAAACUUGCCCCAGAGGAUGGACCAUGUUCAACAACAAGUGCUAUUUUUACUCUCCCAGUGGACAUGGAAAAACCUGGGAAAACAGCCAACAAGACUGUCAACAGAGAGGAGGGCACCUGGCGAUGCCGAAAACAACGACUGAGCUGGAUUUUGUCAGCAGAGGUAAUAUGUAUACCUGGAUCGGCCUGUCGGACAAGUUGCAAGAAGACAGGUGGAGGUGGGUGGAUGGGUCUGAACUGAAGGAUUGGAGUUUCUGGAAACAAGGGGAGCCCAACAAUGCUAAUAAUAAUGAGGACUGUGUUGAGGUUGCACAAAAUGAGGCGAAAUGGAAUGAUGCAGCUUGCAGCACUGAAUUUGGAUGGGUGUGUGAGGCUAUGUCAUUUGGAGGAGAUUCUCGGUAUCUGAUGACAAUCGAUGAUGGGGAAAAAAAUGAGAGAUCUCUAAGUGUAGUGUGGCGGAUUGGAGCUGCUGUGGUGUGUCUGGUGCUUCUUCUGCUCACCGUAAUCUUGGUGGCUCACAAUACCAGUGCUAUUAACGGCUGGGAUGCCAAGUAUGAAGACCUGAUCUAUAAUCUGACAAAAGACAGGGGCACUAGAGACAAGCAAGACAAGAUUGAGUCCAGUAGCCUGACUCAAACGAGGGACAUUGCUAGCGGUGAGCAAGAUGCUUUAAGAAAUGAACGUGAAGCUCUGAAAGAGGAGCGAGGAGCCCUAACAAGUGAAAGAAAUCAACUACAGAACUACUCCCGCAGCUUGACUAAAGACAGAGAUGCUCUGAAAGAUGAGCGAGAAGCUCUGAAAGAGGAACGAGGCCAACUGAAGAUUUACUCCAGCAACAUGACCACAGAGAGAGAUGAUCUAAGGGAUGAGCGCAAAGCUCUGAGAGAUGAGCGAGCUGCUCUGAAAAAUGAGCGAGAUCAAUUUAAGAUUCAAUCCAGCAACCUGACUGAAUACAAAGGUUUUCUCAAAGAAGAGCAAGGUGCCAUAAAAGAUGAGAGAGAUGCUCUGACAAUUGAGCGUGCUGCUUUGAAAGUUGAGAGAAACGAUCUGAAGGUUCUAAUCUUCAACCUGACUAAAGACAGAGAUACUCUGAUAGAUGAGCGAGACGCUUUUAGAAUUGAGCGAGACCAGCUGAAGAUUAAUUCCAGUAAGCUGAACAAAGAGCUGGGGAUCCUGCAGGGCAAAUACAACACUGUGGCUCAAAGGCGAGAUAUGCUUCAAGACGACCUCAACAGGCUCAAACUCAACCAAACAGCUUCUUGUUUCCCUGGAUGGAAACUUCAUAACAACAAGUGCUACUACUACUCUCCUAAAGGAAAGACUGACACCUGGGAAAAGAGCAGAGCAGACUGUCUAGCGAGAGGAGGGGACCUGGCAAUGCCAAAAACAGAAUCUGAGCUCGUUUUUGUCAGCAGAGGUAAUAGCUACUCCUGGAUUGGUUUGUCAGAUAACUUGCAAGAAGGCGUGUGGCAGUGGGUGGAUGGGACUGACCUGGAAGGUCCGGGAUCCUGGAAAGAAGGGGAGCCGAAUGAUGCUGGAAAUGAGGAUUGUGUGGAGCUUUCCCGUGAUGAGGUGAAAUGGAAUGAUGCACCUUGUAGGAAUGCAUUUUCAUGGACAUGUGAGUCCUUAGGUCAAGGGGGUAGCAAUUGAAAAAUGUCUAUAAGUCCCCCUCAUCCUGUUAUAUAUCCUACAGUCCCUUUUGUAAUAUAACAAGCCUUUUUUUAUUUUUUUAAGAUUUCAUGGUUAUUAUAGAGGUGAUAUUUCUCAUUUUCUCUUUAAUUUCUACGGUUUUGUCAGGUUAUCAUGGAGGUGAUAUUUCUCUUUUUUUUUCUUUUUUAAAGUUUUAUUAGAGCUGAUAGAUGCGCUUAGUACUAAGCUGUAUUCUUAUUUUCAAUCUUAUUCUUGUAACUAUUUCUUGUACUUAUUGCUUGAUAUUUUACUUACAUUCCUAUUUUAUUAAUAUUUUGAUUGUAUAUAACUAUAUUUCUACCGCUAUGUUGUGUUUUAGUGCAAUUGUAAUGACUGUAUCUUUCUUCCACUGUUUAUAAAAUAAACAAUAAACAUGUAUAAAAGAA